AGGGAGCCCAGACUGGACAGGGACUCACACACACUUCAGCAUCACCAGACGCAAGAUGAGGAGGUGACAGACUUCACUGGACUUUACUUCAACAGCAACAACAACAACAACAGCUUCUACACAACAAAACAGAGUGCAGUGGAAGAAGACCUUGACCAGCACUGAAAUACAAGAGGAGGAGAAGAAAAAAAAACAUCGGAAAAACGAUUUGAACUCAGCUCAACUAAAAAGAACAUUUGUGUUUGGGAGUUUUUGGGGCAGCAGAAUCCCUCAGGAUUUCAGAGAGACGCGACUCAGAAGUUGACUUCUAUCACAGACUGAAUUUAAUGGAGGAUACCAUCUUAAACAUUUCCAUGGUGCCAUCCUCAUCACCCACAGACUCCCCGAGGAGCAACUCCACAGAGGACAGCCAAGGAGGUAAAAGUCCGGCUCCUGGGAAGACCCUGAGCACAGGCAUGCUGUGUAAGGUGUGUGCAGACACAAGCAGUGGGAAACACUAUGGUAUCUAUGCCUGCAAUGGCUGCAGUGGUUUCUUCAAGCGCAGCGUGAGACGCAGACUUAUCUACAGGUGCCAAGCUGGAACAGGCAUGUGUCCAGUCGACAAAGCCCACCGGAACCAGUGCCAGGCUUGCCGCUUAAAGAAAUGCCUUCAAGCUGGAAUGAACAAAGAUGCUGUCCAGAACGAGCGUCAACCUCGCAGCACAGCUCAGGUCAGGCUGGAUUCGCUGGACGUGGACACAGAGAAGGAGCACCUGGCCACCACCCGGGAGCCCACGUCCUCCUCUUCUGCGUGCUCUGUGAUCAGCAGGCCUCUCCUGGCCUCCACCAUCAGCUCCAGCAUCACCUCCUCUGGCCAAAUCCAGCGCUGCAGCAGCCCCAAGAACGGCCAUCGCUUCAUGGCCAGUCUGAUGACUGCAGAGACCUGUGCCAAGCUGGAGCCUGAGGAUGUGGAUGAGAAUAUUGACGUAACCAGCAACGAGCCUGAGGGGAGCUCUCCAGAGUGCAACACAUCACUCUACUCGUAUUCUGGUCCUGAGAGUGUUUACGAGACCUCAGCUCGCCUGCUCUUCAUGUCCGUCAAAUGGGCAAAAAACCUGCCAGUGUUCUCCCACCUGCCCUUCAGAGACCAGGUGAUUCUACUAGAGGAGGCCUGGAGUGAACUUUUCCUCCUCUGUGCCAUCCAGUGGUCCCUGCCGCUGGACAGCUGCCCCCUGCUCUCCCUGCCAGACCUUUCUCCACCCUCUCAAAGCAAGAGCAGCCCCUCCGCGUCUGAUCUCCGCCUCCUGCAGGAGGUCUUCAGCCGCUUCAAAGCCCUGCAGGUGGACCCAACUGAGUUUGCCUGCUUGAAAGCCAUUGUUCUUUUCAAGCCAGAGGCACGUGGCUUGAAAGACCCUGAACAGGUUGAGAAUCUGCAGGACCAGUCUCAAGUAAUGCUCGCUCAGCAUAUCCACACACUCUACGCAAGCCAGGCAGCAAGGUUUGGAAGACUACUGCUGCUCCUCCCCUCCCUCCACUUUGUGAGCUCAGAGAGGAUCGAGCUGCUCUUUUUUCACAGAACCAUCGGGAACACCCCCAUGGAGAAGCUACUCUGUGACAUGUUCAAGAACUAAAACACAAGAACUGAUUUGUUUGUAGAGAGAGUGCUAUCCACACUGAUUAAUACAAGCAUUCAUCAUGUAGGUGCUUCCUUCCCUCACUGCUUUACUAGUGAAAAGCUGCAAUGCCUAUCAGUUCAAUUGAAUCCUAAAAAGAACACCAUUCUUCACCAUUCAUGACUUAUUUGUAUUUUUAAUUUGUUUUCUUAACUGCUAACAAUCUUAUGCAUCUUUAUUAUAUGAAUUAUCUUAUUUAGGUAGAGCGCUUUCUAUCCUGGGACAAUGAAAGUAAAUGCUUAACUGCCUUCUGUGCUUUUUAUAACACAACUUUAUUUUUAAAAAAAGCUUUUAACUGUAGGGCAAUUCUUGUUUUUGUACCCAAAGACAGUAUUUUUACUAAGCUCACAGACAUGCCUCUUUGUAAUAAUUCAAAUAAAAUUUAUGAUCUUGUCUGAAAAAAAAAA
Molecule: messenger RNA, 2059 nt
Organism: Astyanax mexicanus (Mexican tetra)
Lineage: Eukaryota; Metazoa; Chordata; Actinopteri; Characiformes; Acestrorhamphidae
Gene: nr2e3
Product: nuclear receptor subfamily 2, group E, member 3
Exons: 8
Coding region: 327-1610 (427 amino acids)
Biological process (GO): negative regulation of transcription by RNA polymerase II; positive regulation of transcription by RNA polymerase II; anatomical structure development
Molecular function (GO): RNA polymerase II cis-regulatory region sequence-specific DNA binding; zinc ion binding; nuclear receptor activity
Source: RefSeq, a predicted model, not a curated record